Molecule: messenger RNA, 1986 nt
Organism: Schistocerca cancellata (South American locust)
Lineage: Eukaryota; Metazoa; Arthropoda; Insecta; Orthoptera; Acrididae
Exons: 3
Coding region: 92-1234 (380 amino acids)
Source: RefSeq, a predicted model, not a curated record
UGCCUCCAGCAGUGGAAGUUCGAAAGACGUCUCUAUGCAGCGGGGAGAGAGUAGCACGGAAGCUUCUCCGAAAUAACAUCUGCCUGGGCGAAUGGGCAGCAGUCAAGGUCGUCCAGCUCAGAAGGCGGAAGUAGCAGACACAGUAGAAGAAGUGAGGGUGGAAGACCAGGAAAAUGCCAGAGCCUCAGAUGCCGCUGUAGAGCUGUGCCCAAGUGUCUCGGAUGCAACCACACAGCCUUGUCCACGUGCCUCGGAAGCUGCUGUAGGGCUGCGUCCGGAUGCCUCGGUUGCCACCAGAGAGCUUCGUCCAAGUGCCCCGGAUGUGGCCGUACAGCCUUGUCCAAGUGCCCCAGAUGCCGCUGUAGAGCUGUGUCCAAGUGUGUCGGAUGCCACCACACAGCCUUGUCCACAUGCCUCGGAAGCUGCCGCAGGGCUGCGUCCGGAUACCUCGGAUGCCACCAGAGAGCCGUGUCCAGGUGCCCCGGAUGCAGCCUUAGAGCCUUGUCCAAGUGCCUCGGAUGUUGCCAUAGACCCUUGUCCAUGUGCCUCGGUCGCCACUGAAGACCAGUGUCCUGAUGCCCACGCUGUGGCGCCGCAGGCAGCCGCGGGCGACCCGCAACGCCCGUUCCGCCGCCGCUGGGCCAAGGUGCAGCUGUACACGCACGCGCUGUGCGGCAUGGGCGUGGCGGGCGCGGCCGCGUCUAUCAGCCUUCCCAUGAUCCUGCACUGCGUCAGCUCACAGCUGCUCAAGCACUGGUGCCUCACCGUGCGCUUCUUCGACGAGAAAGACCGCGACCGGAUCUGGCUCUGCGACUUCGCCAACUCCCUCAGCUUCAAGCUGGCCAGCGCAGGAGCCUGGCAUCCGCGGAAAGGCGAACGCAUUAACUACAUGGCGCGUCCAGUCAGCAAGCAAGCGCUGCGGAAGGGUAAGAUGAUGGAGCGCAAGUUCUAUCUGGGCACCAUACAGAUCUCGGAGUACGAGCUGCAGGCCAUCUGCAGCACCAUGAGGCACAACGGCAAGAAGUACCACCCGCUAGCCAGGAACUGCCAGGACUGCUCCAAGGACCUCUGCCGCCGCCUCGGCCUCUCGCCGGGUGUGGCCAACGACCACCUGCUGGUCUUCCUCUGUCCGCCACUGGCGCUCCUGAUAGAGCUCCUCAGUUCCUCCUACAAUGCGGCCACUAAAUUCGCAGCGUCCAAAAGCACGAAUGCAUUCCAACAAGAAGAAAUGUAACAGUUCCUUACCUGGCGCAACGGGGUUCGUGAUUCUUGCGUAAAUAAUAUUAUGUUAAAACCUAUAUCACGUAUUGUCACAAUGUUCUGAGGAUGAAUACAUUUUCUAUAGUAAACUCAGGUAUUACUGAAGAGGAUUUCUAACUUGAAGCUUAGCAUUUGUUUUAAGUGGAACGUAAAACCCACAGGUCAGCUUCUCGCUUGUAGAGCUCUACCUGUUGAGCAAUCUGGAUCUGGCUGAAGGGGACCUGCUAAGUUUCAGUUCUACAUUCCGGAAUUCCAAAGAUUCUCAUUAGUUGACCAAACCUAACGCUGAUAAUAAUUAGUCAGUCUGUUAGUGACAAAGAGAGAGGGAUCUAACACAACGUGCAAAAAACUUUUUUUUGUGGACUCAUAAAUGUUUAAUUUGUACUCUUUUUCUUAAAAAAUAUGAACUGUAACUUGUAAUUUUGCUUCACUUCUUUGCCAUUUAUUUAAAAUUCAGGAAAGGUUAUGAAAAAAUGAUGUACGUUUGUUACCCAUACUUCACAUAUCAUGAACAAUUUGGGGCACACUAGUCUUUAAAAAGAAGGCUUUGAAGCUGCCUAAAAGUUAUCGAGGUUCAUAGUUCAUUUGUACAUCCACCUGUAACUUCCCUGCCUGGAUAGUUUACUGGUCGGAUAUUUAUCACCUAGCUUCAAGUGAGGCUCUAAAUACAAUGUUUCUGUAAAAUGUGUAAAGUUCCUCUUGGUGUGAACAUCUUUGAAUAGUAAG